AUGGAGGAGCAACCCUUGUUGCGCCUCUCCCUCCCUUUAGCACUCACUAGCUUACCGUCUCUCUGCAUCUGCUCUGCUGCUGCCGUCGAAAAUUCGUCGAAACAUACGAUGCCGUCCGCCAGAUCUCCCAAGAUCGCCAACAGAUCUCUACCAACCUAUCUAAAAUUACUUGCAGUACCUGCCUACCUGCCAGGGAAGGUUACCUUGGUGACUGACACUGGCCGGGUGGCCGCUCAUAUUGCUCAGCAAAGUCAGCAUGUCUGGGGCAAGACGGGCACAUCCAAUGAACGCGCGAGUAAUAACCUGGGGGCGUAA
Cadophora gregata is the source of this 315-nucleotide messenger RNA. RefSeq lists its product as uncharacterized. NCBI's taxonomy places the organism in Eukaryota, Fungi, Ascomycota, Leotiomycetes, Helotiales, Ploettnerulaceae. The transcript has a single exon. The record is from RefSeq and is a predicted model, not a curated record. Bases 1 to 315 code for a protein of 104 amino acids.